This is a messenger RNA of Bursaphelenchus okinawaensis, 1327 nucleotides long. Lineage: Eukaryota; Metazoa; Nematoda; Chromadorea; Rhabditida; Aphelenchoididae. The record is from the annotation of a GenBank genome assembly.
AUGGCUGCUAGUCGUCGUUACCAAAGUGUUAUGAUUGUGGAUCCGUGGGAGUUUCGGGGAUUCUGUUUCCGCGGUGAAGGACGGAGGAAUGUUGUAGUCAGUGCGAAACAUCAGAAUGAAGAUAUGAGGUAAUACGGUCGGGAUGUUGCGAAGACUAAAAGUGUUGCAAACAAUUAUUUUUUGGGACUUUAUAAAUUUAUAAAAUAUAACGUUAGAUAUAAAUUCUUUUAAGGAUAGUAUGGAGGCUGACGAAGGAUAAAAGAGCUAGAAUUGUGGCGCUCAAUUCGAACAGUGAACUGUUAUUGAAAUACAUCAAGAGUUACGUACUACCUUUGCUGAACUCAAAUUUCUUUUGUGAACCUCAACUAGUCAAGAUUCACUUUGAGGACAUGAUUCACAUUGCUAAAGUAGGUUAUACAAACAAGUGCAGAGCAUACAAUUUUAAAAAUGAAGACGUUUGUCAAAAAGAAACUUUAGUUUUACCUUUUUUAAAAAGAGAUACAUGUUUUGAAUAAAAAUACAGGUGUAGGCACGUAUUUUUCUAGUCUUGUAACUACUAUUUAUUACGCUACUUUUAUAGGUACCUUUGCUUCCACACAACCAAAAGGUUGACUCCUUCUCGGAACUCAGAGAUAAUAUUCGGUUUCCGCUGUCGUUAUUUCCUUUGGAUUAUCGUUCUCGGUCAGAGUUCGGUAUCUUUUUUUCUGAUUGGAGCUUGGAUAAUGUUCUUCCCGUUCUUGAUGAAAAUCCGUUUAUAUCCGCUCUCCAGAUGCCAGACGCUACACGGAUGCCCAAAAAGAUCUUCAACAGUUUAGUCAUGUACGGCCCAACGAUUACUGUAGAAAUAAAGCCUAAACAAGGGUUUUAUCAAAAACAUCCAGGAGUUAACGUUUCGUUUUGCAACAACUGCAUUCUCCAGGUCAGUCAAGAUAUUGGAUUUUGCAAUUCACUUGGAUCCUUUAUACAUGUAAAAGAAGUGGCAAUCUUGAUACCUUCUUAAAAUUUGCCAUAGUUUUGAUUAUUUUAGUUAGAAAAGACACAAUCUAAGGAGUUCUGCAAGAUGUACGACUACUGUCCUUUGGAACUGUUCAGCGGAGACUUCAAUCGUAUGAUGAAUGCCUUGAUAUCUUUGUUCAAGAAUCCGCACCGCAAUCUUCGUUUAUUCCGUGACGGCGACUGUGUUUACGAUGAUCACGUGGAUUUUUCCGAUCUGUGUCGCUUCCAGAAUCAGCUAUUUCCUGGACAGGAAGACUCUCUCAACGUUUUGUUGUCAUUGGUAAGAUUCGUCGCAGAACAAACUGUUUUAUUGUACAAUUAUUUCAAGUAA